This is a messenger RNA of Aspergillus homomorphus CBS 101889, 1087 nucleotides long. RefSeq lists its product as uncharacterized. Gene Ontology annotation, molecular function: dipeptide transmembrane transporter activity; allantoate transmembrane transporter activity. The transcript is spliced from 3 exons. The coding region runs from base 208 to 1044 and encodes 278 amino acids. Gene Ontology annotation, cellular component: plasma membrane. Gene Ontology annotation, biological process: allantoate transport; dipeptide transport; tripeptide transport. Lineage: Eukaryota; Fungi; Ascomycota; Eurotiomycetes; Eurotiales; Aspergillaceae. The record is from RefSeq and is a predicted model, not a curated record.
AUUUCUUAAUGCUUGAUGUUGUGGACAGACUUAACUGGCUUAUCGAGCGACGCACUUUAUGAUAGCAGGGAUGACGUGAUCUGACACCAUCAUGGCGCGCCCGCAAGCACUCUGCACCUGAAAACCAGCCAGCCCACUUCCGCAGCACAAUGUGCCAAUAAAGGUCUCCAGACACACACGCCAUGGGUUUAUAUUUAUCGCAGCCAAAUGUCGAUGACACAGCCAAGCAUCCAACGACCGACCCAGGUCAAAGAUGCAUCGCACGAUGGCGCCCUCCAGCUCCUGGCCGCCAGCAGCGCGACCACCCUGGACUGCGAAGCCUCCUACAAGCUCGUCCGGAAGAUCGACCUAUACAUAAUGCCACUAAUCUGCAUCGUCUACUUCCCCCAGUAUCUCGACAAGAUCGCCAUCAGCUAUGCCAGCGUCACAGGACUGCGGGAAUCUGCUCACCUCCACGGGAACCAAUACAAUUGGAUCUUCAGCAUCUUCUUCGUCGGGCAACUGGUUUUCAGCUUCCCAACGAUGUUCGGUGGGUAUAUCGCGCAUGGGAUUGUGGUGCACAUUGGCAGUACGGUCUUCAAAAGAGCUCAGGUGCUGGAAGCGUUGACAGAUCCCCUAACCUGGUUGAGGACGGAGCAGAGGCUUUUCUGGUGUAUCGUCGGCCAUAUUCCGUCCAUCGUUGGGGCUAACCUCAUGGCGACAACAAGGAAGAACCCGGCGUUGAUAGGUAAUUAUCUGUCAGGGGGCAUCCUAAUUGGAUGGACAACCAUUCUCGGACUGACCAGCACGAAUGUGGCUGGGUCGACGAAGAAGAUCACGGUGUCAUGCAUCCAGACAGUGGUCUAUCUUGUCGGGAACAUUAUCUCCCCACAGACCUUCCAGGCCAAGGAUGCACCUCGAUAUCUUCCUCCCAAGAUCUCGAUUGUUGUACUGUACGUGUUGAUAACAUUGGAUCUGUGUCUGGUUCGGUGGGUGUCUUUGCGCGAGAAUAAGAAGCGAGACGCGGAGAAGGUGGCUGAAGGAGGUGUUCAUGUCGUCGAGUAGAAUCAUGAGUUUAUGGAAUUAACAAAUAGAGAGAAUCACGAAC